Molecule: messenger RNA, 1518 nt
Organism: Linum tenue
Lineage: Eukaryota; Viridiplantae; Streptophyta; Magnoliopsida; Malpighiales; Linaceae
Source: the annotation of a GenBank genome assembly
AUGGAACUCUUCCAACUUCCCACCAGCACCACAAGUAGUUCAUCCUCCUUCUUCUUCAUCCUCCUCCUCCUCCUCCUGAUCCUCAUCUUCUCCCUUUGGCUCCGCCGGUGGUGGUGCAACUGCGAGAUCUGCCGAGCCUACGUGACGCAGAGCUGGAGAGACAAGUUCGUGAACCUCUCCGACUGGUACUCGGACCUCCUGUCCCGCUCCCCGACGCAGACCAUCCACGUCCACGUCCUCGGCAACGUCAUCACCGCCAACCCGGGCAGCGUCCGGCACAUCCUCAAGUCCAACUUCCACAACUACCCAAAGGGGAAGCCCUUCUCCUCCAUCCUCUCCGACUUCCUCGGCCACGGCAUCUUCAACGUCGACGGCCCUUCCUGGCUCUUCCAGCGCAAGCUCACCGCCUCCUCCCUCCUCCUCCCUUCCUCCUCUUCCUUCCUCACCGCCAUCGUCCUCCACGAGCUCCACCACCGCCUCCUACCCCUCCUCCUUUCUUCUUCCUCCUCUUCCGCAGCCGCCGUCGACUUGCAAGACCUCUUCCGCCGCUUCUCCUUCGACACCAUGUGCCGCUUCUCCUUCGGCCUCGACCCCCGCUGCCUCCUCGACGUGUCCGAGUUCGCCCAGGCCUUCGACCUCGCCUCCAGGCUCUCCGCGGAGCGUGCCAUGGCCGUCUCCCCUCUCGUGUGGAAGCUGCAGAGGUUCUUCAACAUCGGCAACGAGAGGAGGAUGAAGCAGGCCAUCCGCUUGGUGGACGCGGUGGCGAACCAGGUCAUCACCAACAAGCGGAACCACCUACUUCUUCUUCUUCAGGAGGAGGAGGCCGAGGAGGAUCUGCUGUCCCGGUUCAUGCGGGUGGUCGGAAACGACGACGUAUUCCUCCGCGACAUCAUCAUCAGCUUCCUCCUGGCGGGGAGGGACACCGUGGCGGCCGCGCUCACCAGCUUCUUCUGGCUGGUCGCCAAACACCGCCACGUGCAGUCGGAGAUCCUGGCGGAGGCCAGCCGCGUGCUGGGCCCCGACGACGACUCGGUGAGCUACGAGCAGGUGGAGAAGCUGCAGUACCUCCAGGCGGCGGUGUACGAGAGCAUGAGGCUGUACCCGCCCAUCCAGUUCGACUCCAAGUUCGCCCAAAGCGACGACGUUUUGCCGGACGGGACGCCCGUGAGGAAGGGGGAUAGGGUUACCUACCACCCCUACGCGAUGGGGAGGAGUGAAGGGAUAUGGGGCCGGGACUGCCUCGACUUCAAACCCGAGAGGUGGUUGAGGAGCGGGUCCGGGUCCUUCUGCCCGCCCGUGAACCCGUUCGAGUACCCGGUUUUCCAGGCCGGGUUGAGGGUCUGUCUCGGGAAGGAGAUGGCCUUGGUGGAGAUGAAGACCGUGGCGGUAUCCUUGCUUCGGAGGUUCCACUUCAAUCCAACGACGUCGUCCGAUGAUCACCACCACCCGAGAUUCUCCCCUGGCCUCACCGCCACUUUCAGCGGCGGCUUGCCGGUCCUCGUACGACAAAGAAAUUAA